AUGCAGACCCUCAACGGCGACGCGCUCGGGUACGACGCGCGCGUCGACGCUUCGACGUUUGAGGCCAUGGCAGCGAACGUGGCCGAGCAGUACCAGCAGGUGGAUCAAGUGCUUUGCGACGCAGGACUGACGGACACGACCACGGAGCGGUCGGUUGCCCACGUGGUCAAGGACGGCCCGCGCGGUCCCUUUGUGCGCUUUGCGACGGCCAAAGUCGCGCCGUUUGCGAUGGACACAGUGAGUCGAGCCAUGUGGAAGACGGCCGAGAAGAAGGCCGUGCACAUUGUGAACGCGCAAGAAGAGGGAGCUGAGGCUUCGAGUGAAAGCGACGCACGUGUGUUCUACCUCAAGACCAUUUACACGUUACAGGACGAUGCAGUCGCGGCGAGGGGCAUCUCGGUGCUGCUGCGCGGAGUCUGUCGUCGGUACGUCGAGGCAGACCGUGUCGUGCUGGUGUGGGAAGGCCGGGGCGACUGGCCCGAGAACUACAUUCGCGACCACCCGAGCAGUGUCCCGAUUCGGGAACGUGGCUACUGUGUCAUACGGACGGUUCAGAGUGAGCGGGUCAAGGGCAGACGGGAUGCCGCCCCGCUGAGUUUAUCGCAGACUUGUGUCUGCAUGACACCGGGUCUGUCCGCCGACAUUGGCCUGGACAGUCCCGAGUGCUUGCAAGUGCUCUCGGACUCGGUGAUCCCGUCGUACCGAAAGAUCCUGGAGGCGCGGGAGCAGACGCUGGAGAAUGCUCUGCUUGACGAGAUGAUUCAGUCGAGAGUGCGGGGACCGACGAAGCGAUAG
Messenger RNA from Hyaloperonospora brassicae, 795 nucleotides. The record is from the annotation of a GenBank genome assembly. NCBI's taxonomy places the organism in Eukaryota, Oomycota, Peronosporomycetes, Peronosporales, Peronosporaceae.